GUCAUGUGACCAGCAGGAAGUGAAAGCUAGGGAACGGGUUGUUUUAGGAAACGGGUUUUGUUGAUGAACCACUUGUCACAGCGCCAUAGACUCACAUAGUCACAGUCUGGAACAUGAUGACUCCUCUACUCUUCUUCGCCUUCCUCCUCCUCUCUCGUCUGCCAGGCUCUCUCUGUAGGGUGACCACUGUCGGUGAUCUAAGGGUUCUGGAAGGUCGAUCGGUGAUGAUCCCAUGCCAUUACGGGCCGCAAUACGCCAGUUAUGUGAAGUACUGGUGCCAUGGCAGUGUAAAGGACCUCUGUACCAGUCUGGUUCGCAGCGAUGCCCCACGGGGACCAGCUGCAGCUGGAGAAGACAAGGUGGCCAUAUUUGAUGACCCGGUACAGCAGGUGUUCACAGUAACAAUGACAGAGCUGCAGAAGGAGGACUCUGGAUGGUACUGGUGUGGUGUGGAGGUGGGAGGAGUCUGGAGUGCUGAUGUCACAGCCUCCCUUUACAUCAAUGUUAUCCAAGGUAUGUCUGUGGUGAACAGCAUGGUGAGUGGACAGGAAGGGACCAGCGUCACUGUCCAGUGUCUCUACAGCCAGGGAUACAGGCAGCAUGAGAAGCGCUGGUGUCGUAGUGGUGACUGGAGCUCCUGUCUGGUGACAGAUGGUGAAGGGCGGUAUGAAGACCAGGCAGUAGAGAUCAGAGAUGACCUGACCAAGGCUUUCACUGUCACCCUGAAGGGACUGGCCCGGAGAGAUACAGGCUGGUACUGGUGUGCUGCAGGACAGCAACAGGUGGCUGUCUACAUCCUGGUCACUCCUCCAUCCACAACAGCGCCUGCUCCUACAGUUACAUCCCCACCAGAAGAAAGCCCUCAGGCUGUUCCUGUGUCUCCGUCUGUGUCUCCUCUUCCCAGACACGUAGCUAAAGGAGCAGACCACCACAGGCCACUAUGGGAGUUUCCUCUGAUGGUGUGUGGAGUUUUGUUCAUCUUGAUGGUUCUGGUGCUGCUGCCAUGGAAGAUACUGGACCAAUACAACAAAACCCACAGGACAAGACAGGCAGAGCUGGAAGCCAGAGUCAGUGUAAGUCCACGACAACUAUCAGCUGAUCCAGACUCAGUGUAAGUCCACUACAACUAUCAGCUGAUCCAGAGCCAGUGUAAGUCCACUACAACUGUCAGCUGAU
Messenger RNA from Oncorhynchus keta (chum salmon), 1176 nucleotides. Its product is annotated as CMRF35-like molecule 3. Gene Ontology annotation, molecular function: transmembrane signaling receptor activity. Gene Ontology annotation, cellular component: plasma membrane. The record is from RefSeq and is a predicted model, not a curated record. The coding region runs from base 114 to 1115 and encodes 333 amino acids. NCBI's taxonomy places the organism in Eukaryota, Metazoa, Chordata, Actinopteri, Salmoniformes, Salmonidae. The transcript is spliced from 9 exons.